AUGCACCAGGUAGACAAUUCACAACUAGCAAGGAGCAAAAAGCAUUUGAAGCAAGACAUCUCAGGAGUCAAGAAUCUUGACUUCUCUCGUGGUGUUGAUUGGAAAGAGGUGAUUUCUUGCACGGUACGGCAACCUUAUCUUCUCUCUCAACUGACACUUCGCAAGGCCUCAAAUGACUUUGUGGGGGAUCGGCGUGAUCCCAUGCUUCUUGAGGCUGUAUACGGCAAGGAAAUGUCCCUAAUGAACCGUAGACUUCAUUGUAAACUCGAUAAAGACGGCAUUUGCCAGUUGAUGACGGUGCCACCGAAUUCUGUGGAGUUAGCUAAAGCCGUAUUCACACCUAACAAAAUUGAGGAGCUCUUUGCAAACUCCGAUUUCACCAAUCCUAUUCUUCUGCCCCAUGAUAGUGUUUAUAUUAGCAUACAGUGCAAACUGGUAGGGCCAAGUGAUAUGUUCGGACAGAUGAAGGCGGCAAAAUCCUCCUGUCUCCUCUUUCGUACGCAAAUUCCAGUCCAAUGCCACUUCUGCCUCAUCCUUCAUAAACUGCUCUCUAAUCCAUCCACCUCCCUUCGGAGUGACAUCGACGCUGAAUGGCAGGAAGAAAAUGGAGCAAACAUGACUGGGAGAAGCAGUUUUGCAAUCGCAAACAAUCGUCUAGAGGAGAAGAAGAAGAGAAUGAAUAGCGAUGAAAAGCAGCAAGGAAGAUUAAGACAAAUCGGAUCAGCCACCGCUCUAUUCCGCUUCGGUUCAAUCGGACAUCCAGCUCAUGAUCUAUCCAUGGUGGUCGUUUUCAAGUCGAUCAAUUCUGAUGUCACCUACAUGGUCAAUUGCUGCGCUGAAGGGCAGCGGAUUAUGAUGUUCAUCAACGGAAAGCGCAGCCUCAGUAUCGCUUCUUCUGUGUUGUACCUAUCUCCAACACCCACCAAUCGACGAGAUAUGGAGAGCUAUGCUUUUGGCAAGACCAAGUGA
This is a messenger RNA of Echinococcus granulosus, 969 nucleotides long. RefSeq lists its product as hypothetical. NCBI's taxonomy places the organism in Eukaryota, Metazoa, Platyhelminthes, Cestoda, Cyclophyllidea, Taeniidae. The coding region runs from base 1 to 969 and encodes 322 amino acids. The record is from RefSeq and is a predicted model, not a curated record. The transcript has 6 exons.